Molecule: messenger RNA, 711 nt
Organism: Perkinsus marinus ATCC 50983
Lineage: Eukaryota; Perkinsozoa; Perkinsida; Perkinsidae
Exons: 2
Coding region: 1-711 (236 amino acids)
Source: RefSeq, a predicted model, not a curated record
AUGUUAUUGAUGCUAGCGCUGACUGUCCGAGUGGGUAUCGAGUACGGAAAAGUGCACUUCCUGGCUGAUAACUGUCGGGUGCUCGGUUGGCAAGUGGAUUGCAAUGCCGGCCGCGUUGGCGAUUGCUCGCCAUGCCUUUCUAUUCCUCCAGACAAGGCCCAACGCUACGCUGCAGCCAUCAAGGAAAUACUGGACAAUGGAGUUGUCAUUAAUGCGCCCAUGCCAUGGGCCCCAUGGCGUCCGCAUCUGGCCUCGCUGUUCGCCCAGAAAGCCGUUGCGGAGAAGCGCGAGUUGAGGACUCUUGGUGGGGGUGUGGAGGGCGAUCUACGCUUCUUCUACGGUGAACUAACAACCCCCUUGCCGCGGAUUCCUGCGAAGAAAAUACUAAUGAACACAGUACUCUUGGUUACCGAUGCCAGCAUAAUAGGUUUGGGUGGUUAUCUGAGGGUCAAGCAGGAAAUCUACUGGUUCAAUCUCAAUAAGAUGGAUGACCCUUGUUGGUGGAACAUGUUAUGCGAGGUCAGAGCAGGAGAAGAACCGUCACAGUCCCGGGAGGCUGUCUCUGGUGACAUCAGCUUCCUCGAAUUGUCGGCUAUAUGCGUGGGGGUACUGGUGGCGGAGGCCGUGCUAGACACUGAUCCUGACGACCAGACUGUAUUGAUUCACUCCUUCUGUGACAAUUCCUCGGCCGUGAGCACCAUCACCCGCUAG